This is a messenger RNA of Austrofundulus limnaeus, 1754 nucleotides long. It is a transcript of the gene olig1, whose product is annotated as oligodendrocyte transcription factor 1. The transcript has a single exon. The record is from RefSeq and is a predicted model, not a curated record. Bases 319 to 1083 code for a protein of 254 amino acids. Gene Ontology annotation, cellular component: nucleus. Gene Ontology annotation, molecular function: E-box binding; protein dimerization activity; DNA-binding transcription factor activity, RNA polymerase II-specific. NCBI's taxonomy places the organism in Eukaryota, Metazoa, Chordata, Actinopteri, Cyprinodontiformes, Rivulidae. Gene Ontology annotation, biological process: sensory organ development; axon development; positive regulation of transcription by RNA polymerase II.
GGAGUUGAGCUGAGGUGGGGCCAUGUGAGACUGAGCAGCAUUUAGCUCACUUCUCCACACACUGAGCUGGGAUUCUUCCCUCAGACAGUGGAGAUGAGAAAUUGGAGCGAUUCCUCUGGAGGUGGCAGCAGUCUGAAAACCUGAGGUGUCAUUAUGCUGGAUGGCAGCUGGCUCUGUUUCUGUAGGUUAAAGAUAAACCAGGAGAACAGAAUGAAGACUGGAGUUUUUUAGCUGUUGAGUUUUUUUAAGCUUCUGUGAGGUUUUAUUUUUAUUUAUUUUUAUUGACUUUAAAUCUAACUGACACCGUCUGGAAGGACAAUGGAUGUUCUGUCAAACACAGUAAUCAGAGCCCAGGAGCAGUCCCCCUGUGGGCCUGGUUUGGUCCAUGAUUUACCCCACUGCCCUCCAGGAUUCACCCUGAGCUCCUGCUUGAACCCUGGACCGAUGCUGAGCCUCCAGAGUGGUCCGAGGCCCACCAAGGCCCAGAAGGAGCUGAGUGCCGAGGAGCAGCAGGAACUCAGGCGGAAGAUCAACAGCAGAGAGAGAAAGAGGAUGCAGGACUUGAACAUCGCCAUGGACGCUCUGAGGGAGGUCAUGGUCCCCUACGCCUCCUCCCCCUCUGCCUCCUCGCAGUCCCAUCAGCCUGGAGCCCCUCCAGCCAGGAGGCUCUCCAAGAUCUCCACCCUGGUUCUGGCGAGGAACUACAUCCUCCUGCUGGGCUCUUCUCUGCAGGAAAUGCGCCGGCUGCUGGGGGAGGUAAGCGUCGGGAUGGGUGUGAACACGGGGCCGGUUCCUCGGCUGCUGUUCGCAGGAGGGUGGCCCCUCAUGGCCGGACCCGGUCAGCUCCUCCUCACCCACGAGUCCCUCAUGUCCUCAGCAGCUUCAGCAUCUUCCUCUCCCUCCACUUCUCCGCCCUCCUCAGCAGCUAAAUGCGCUCUUGUUUCUCCGGGCCCCAUGGAGGCCUCGCUGGCUCCAGUGCACUGGAGCUCCGCAGGGCCCACAGCGGGGGCCCUCUGCCCCUGUGGGGUCUGCAGACUGCCAAGGUUCAGCCAGUCCAAAGCAGCUCCCAGAUUCCCAAAGUAACAAGAGGAUUUAUAAAGAGAGACUUGAUGUUUGCAACGUUUUAUGUGAAAUAUUUUCUAACAUGUUAACGUUUCUAAUGUCGUACUACAUUACUGACCUGCAUGUUUGUUAAAAACUCUUCUGUAUUUUGAUCUUAUAACAUGGUCUGGAUUGCAAGUUGGGAGUAUUUUGUCUCAGUUUUCUAGACUUUUUGUGUUUUCUCACAAAAUAAAUUCAAACUGUGUGCCUGAUGCUCAUUUUAAAUGAUCAGUGAAUAACAAUGAAAUGUGUUCAAAAAGAACCUGAAAUAAAGCUGAAGGGCUCAGGUCGAACACAAACUGCAACAGUUGAAGAAAAAGAAUACACUGUUAAAGACUUUUUAACAAAAACUUAAAAAUGUAUUAUUGUAUUGCUUUUUUAUGUAUUUUUGAAUACAUGCACUGCCAGUUGCAACUGGACUUGAUAUGAAUUCAACAGGAAAUCCAGGUUUUAGGAUACAUUUUUAUCUGACUGUUCACAAUAAUUAAAUUACUUCAAGUUUGAAAGUGUGAAAAUUCAACAACUGUGUAUAUUAAAGGCAAUAUUUUCUUGCUUGUGCCUUAUUUUGUCUUGUGUCAUUUCAUCAUCUCAUAUUCAACAAAACAGUCGUGACAGCACCAAAAAAAAAAAAAAAAAAAAUCCACAGAACUUAA